Messenger RNA from Aspergillus nidulans FGSC A4, 1578 nucleotides. Its product is annotated as basic helix-loop-helix domain-containing protein. The transcript is spliced from 2 exons. The record is from RefSeq and is a predicted model, not a curated record. Bases 1 to 1311 code for a protein of 436 amino acids. NCBI's taxonomy places the organism in Eukaryota, Fungi, Ascomycota, Eurotiomycetes, Eurotiales, Aspergillaceae. Gene Ontology annotation, molecular function: protein dimerization activity. Gene Ontology annotation, cellular component: nucleus.
AUGAGCAUCAAUCCCCCAAAUGGCACACAAGGCCGACAUGCACGCAAUAACUCAGCGCUGCCGUUUGGCUCUUCACCUGUCGGCCCACCGCUCCUUGAUGAUACCGAAACGAAUAUGCUUGAUAACUUCCUUACGACGAUAAAUUCCAAUCCUUUCGCAAACGACUACUGGUUUUCAGACUCCCAAAAUGACGCUAACAACUCUCUUGGCUUGCCGGGGUUUGACUGGUCGACCGAACUGCCGCCAACAUUCCAAGGCUCUACGUCGUCUCUACCCCCUUUUCACCCGCCGUCGUCAUCGCAUCGAAGCGUUGAAAAGUCCCUUGGAAUUGCGCCCGAGCAUGCGAACUCAGAAGUGAUGGCUGCGGCUUCUAUGCUCUACCAGAAUGGAAUGAACGGGCCCGAGAUUAGCACGGCUUUUGGGAAUCAACCGCUCGCAUUUUCCAAUGUCGAUUACUCACAGCUCAAGGGGAGCGGUAAGGAGCGGAAACAGGACGGCCGUAUGCCGGAGAAAGGGACUGGUAUAUCUCGAACACAUCUACCCGCUGGGUACCAUACAACGAAGAUGUUCUUCGACGUGCCUGAGCCGAUUUCAACAGAGCAACAAUUAAUCACCAAAGCUCAACCUCUCCACUGGGGCUCCGAUUCUAGUUUCAUGGAUAGGGGAUAUUUGGCGCCCCCUGAUCAGCCUGAUGAGGAACAACGGACAAAGGAAAUGAUGGAGAAAUUGGAAUGCCUUGAACGACAAAGUAGCGCCACCAAUACACGAGCACCUACGCCUGAUCGACACGUAAAUCAACAACCGGUUCCCUUGUUUGAGCCUGACGCUAUCAAUCAUCUUAACGGACUGAGGAAAGAUUACGGCGACAGUAUCGAAGAUUUAUCAUAUCCGAAGAAGAAACAGCGACUGCUGAUCAAAGAAGAAGACGAUGAGAACUCGGACGGGAAUACUUCCAGGCAACGCUGCAAACGCUCGAAGGGUCCGGGAAGGCGACCUUCCACUGAUGGUGUGCGGAAGUCGAAACCAUCGCAAGGCUCAAAACCACGAGAGAACUUGACGGAGGAGCAAAAGCGAAGCAAUCAUAUACACUCGGAGCAGAAGCGGAGAAAUCUUAUCAAACAAGGAUUUGAUGAUCUGUGCACGCUUGUUCCUGGGUUAAGAGGUGGCGGGUUCAGCAAGAGCGCCGUUCUCACUCAAGCCGCCGACUGGUUGGAAGAUAUCAUUAAGGGCAACCAGGCCCUGAGGUUACAACUAGCACAACUUCCGGAUCUGAGUACCAUGGACAACUCGAUGAUGCGGCCACGAACAUGAUAAUCGAUAAUGAUGAUGAUUCCUCUACCUUUCCUUACUUUUCUUCACUGUUGGUCUCCUUUUUAGCAUUGAUCAAAGCGAUUUAGCGUUCUUGUCGGACGCAGGAUGUACUGGCGGAACUACAGGCGUUGAUAUUGUUCUCCCAAUCGUGGUCUGGGAUAUGAUACCUCUUUCAUUUUCACUUUGUAUUGAUAACGGGGCUUCAAAAGCCCAGCGGCAUUGCUAAUGCCUUUCAACGUCCACUAAGUAAAUUAUAAUGUCUUGAUG